CGGGACGCGGCGUUCAUAUCUGCUUCCGAACACCCAAAUAGAUUUUCCAGAUGAGUGCACCACGGUUGUUCACGUUUUCCCUGCAUAUCCCGGGCGUGCCACCUCCAAGCGAGGUUUUACAUCCUGAAGAUGGGUCGUCCACUCCCUUGCACAGCCUCAUGAAGGAGACGACGGCCAAAAACAUCUACAGUUCGAUAUGCAUUCCUAUUGCGAAUGACAUAUGGAAACAUCGUUGGAAGGAAAUGUGUCUUGUUGAGCAUGGAAUGAGCUCGGAAGGUAGGAAGGACUCGGAGCUUCAGCGAGUUGCGGAAAAAUGGCGCGCCGGCCAUUCAGGAGGAUUCCGGAAGAACGAAGUGAACAUAACGCGUCUUGAGGAAGCUGAAGGAACCAUUGGGAUGGCUGCGGAUUGGCUGGAGCUUGACUCUCCCGAUGCAUGGGUGCGCUACGAUUCAGAAUUAGCGUUAAAGCAAGAGAUUUCCCAGGCAUCAUAUUUGGGGAUUCAUACAGUCAUCUUGCCACCGCCAAGGAAUCGAGCUCACGUCACUGACUACGCUCGUGCAGUAAAUGCUUGUUUGAUCGCAGCUACAGGAGGGAGUCUUUACACCCACUUAUCCAUUCGUAUACCCGUAUAUGUCCCGUCGAUCACCCCUCUUGGAAAUAAUUCUCCCUGUUUGCAAGCUACCUCGCUUCCCUCCGCUAGUUCGUUGAAUUCAUUCGGAUCUAUACCUGGUCCUUCAAUUCCAGACGCGGAUCUAAAUGCUACAUGGGAGAUGUGGGAUACAAUAAGAACCAUCUGUGACUACAGCCCAAGACUAUCGCUGACUCUAGAUCUUACUGCUCCUCUCCCAGCGUCCGCUGAACCAUGGAUGGGGAGAUGGUCUGCAGAACCAGCGCGCUUCAUUUUUCUUCCGGCCUCGACGUUUGUUCCCAAUUCCACCGGGUAUCCUGUCCUGACUAAACCGACGCAGGAAUUCUUCAGGAGUAUGGCUUCUCACCGACCGACUGUCAUCCUUUCUAACACAACGGCGUCUCUUCACGUUAAGGGGGGCCCGCAGGCGUACCCUCAGUACAUUCGGCAUCUUGAGAAAUCAAGCUCAAUGUAUAAAGCAUUGGAGAGUCCAGACAGUGUGGAGUCUUUUGCUCAAGGCUAUCAGGACUACUUACAGGCGCCUCUGCAGCCUCUCAUGGAUAAUCUACAAUCAUUCACCUAUGAGACUUUUGAGAAGGAUCCUGUCAAAUAUCGCCAGUAUGAAGAGGCUGUUUACCAGGCGCUUAUCGAUCGUCCGGAGGAUUCGCUCAUAGUCAUUUGUGUGGCAGGAGCAGGACGCGGAGGCAUUGUUUCUAGAUGCCUGGAGGCGAUCAAGCGAUCGGGGCGGAAUUGUCGUCUAUACGCUCUUGAGAAGAAUCCCGCCGCGUCCAUAACUCUGCAGGAGAGAAAGGAUGAGGAGUGGGGGGAUGCUGUUUCUCUAGUUUUUGGGGAUAUGAGAACGGUUCAGCUUCCAGAACCCGUAGAUAUACUCGUCAGCGAGUUGCUUGGUUCUUUUGGAGAUAACGAACUGAGUCCCGAGUGCUUGGACGGCGCUAUGCGCUUUCUGAAAUCGGAUGGCAUUUCCAUCCCAGCCUCUUAUUCGUCUUUCCUCGCGCCCAUCUCAUCAUCCAAGUUAUGGAAUGAUGUUGCCGGCGUCGGAAAAGAUCGCAAGAUCGCGGAGACUCCUUACGUUGUCAUGUUCCAGUCCGUGAACAUUCUUAGUGGAGGGACCCAGAGCGAGAAGUUUCAGGAAGCUUGGGAAUUUGUCCAUCCCAGAAGUGAUGUGCUCACAGAUGCGAUCGGGUUGCCGGUCACGAAUACACAUAAUGUCCGCUCCGCGCACCUCACUUUCCAUAUUCCCUACGCUGGCAUAUUGCACGGGUUAGCUGGGUACUUCGAGACAGUGCUAUAUGACGAAGUGUGCCUAAGCAUUCACCCGGAACGAAUGGAGACCAUCUGUCCAAACAUGCUAAGCUGGUUUCCGAUGUUUUUUCCAUUCAAAGAGCCUCUUUACCUGCCUGAUAACUCGGAACUGGAAGUUUCCAUCUGGAGGCUGACAACUAAACAAAAAGUAUGGUACGAAUGGUCAGCAGAGGCAUUCCUUAACAUUCUAUCUGGGAAUGGCGUGAAUCGGCGUCUGUCGACGCCAUUGAGCUCCCCUAUUCGAACGUCACCAUCAGUAAACUCAUCUCUACACGGGGUGGAUGCGGCGGAUUCUGAUGAGGCGAGGUCUGUGCUAAGGGUAAAAAUUGGUCAGACAACAUUGCACAAUGCUGGGGGGCAGAGCAGUUGGGUGGGGCUCUGAGUGAGGAUGGGAACACCUCUGCUGUAUGUAAACGUGUAGUUUUGGUGCUUGAUCUCUGGAUCUAUUGACAUGCAUGAAUACGAAAGAAGCGGGAUGGGAGCU
This is a messenger RNA of Cantharellus anzutake, 2435 nucleotides long. RefSeq names its product PRMT5 arginine-N-methyltransferase-domain-containing protein. The record is from RefSeq and is a predicted model, not a curated record. Gene Ontology annotation, cellular component: cytosol; nucleus. NCBI's taxonomy places the organism in Eukaryota, Fungi, Basidiomycota, Agaricomycetes, Cantharellales, Hydnaceae. The coding region runs from base 51 to 2333 and encodes 760 amino acids. The transcript is spliced from 12 exons. Gene Ontology annotation, biological process: peptidyl-arginine N-methylation; regulation of DNA-templated transcription.